Molecule: messenger RNA, 1849 nt
Organism: Fundulus heteroclitus (mummichog)
Lineage: Eukaryota; Metazoa; Chordata; Actinopteri; Cyprinodontiformes; Fundulidae
Product: RNA-binding protein 4B
Exons: 4
Coding region: 125-1174 (349 amino acids)
Biological process (GO): mRNA splicing, via spliceosome
Cellular component (GO): nuclear speck
Molecular function (GO): mRNA binding
Source: RefSeq, a predicted model, not a curated record
GGCAUCGGCAUCCACCAAUCAGAUUCCUACCCCGCGCAUACCGCCACCCGCAGCUUCGAUAUUUGUGUGACUGGAGUUUCUUUCGAUCUCGUCGUCCCUAAAUCGACGGUACACCGGAGCGAGCAUGGUGAAGAUUUUCAUUGGCAACCUUUCUCCGGAAACGGCGAGAGAGGACAUCGAGGCUCUCUUCGUCAAGUACGGCACGGUGACGGAAUGCGCGAAGUACAAGAACUACGCCUUCGUCCACAUGGAGGACCGCAAGUCGGCCACCAAAGCCAUCCGCGAGCUCCAUCUGCACAAGUUGGACGGCAGGCCCAUCAACGUGGAGCCCAGCCGCGGGAAGAACCAGGGUCCCGUGAAGCUGCACGUCGCCAACGUGGAGAAGGGCUUCGACAACGAGCUGCGCGAGCUGUUUGAGGAGUACGGCACGGUCACGGAGUGCGCGAUAGUCAAGAACUUCGCUUUUAUCCACAUGCCUCAUCACGACGAGGCCAUGGAUGCCAUGGAGGGCCUGGACAACACUCAGUUUCAGGGAAAGCUUAUUCACGUUCAGGUAUCCAAAAGCAGACCCAGAGGGGCUCCCGAGGAGGAGGAGGAGUACCCCCCUCCACCAGGCAGAGGAGGCUUCUUUCCUCCUCCCCCUCCUCCGUAUUACCCGAUGGCGAGGCCCGAGCCCCCCUUCAGGGAGCGCAUGUCUGCGUACCCCCCGCCCCCUUCCAUGCCUGCGCCCCCUCUACCACCACCGCCCCCUCCCGUGAGGCGAGCACCGUACCCCGACCGUGGUUUUCCUGAAAGGGCCCCCUACGCCCCGGUGGAUUACUAUGAGAAAUACAGGGCCCGCCCUUACAGCGCUCCGAGCUACGACGAUAGGCGCAUACCCCCUCCUCCGCCUCCUUCGUCGCCUAUGGUUAGAGAACGCCUGGGGAUGGCGGGGCCCGUCGACCCGUACGAGCGGCGCCCCCUGCCGCCCGCACCCUCUUAUGCGGCGCGGGACCGGAGCCCCAUCAGGAGAAUCCCCCCUCCACCCGCCCCGGCGGCUGGGAACGGCUAUUCCUACGAGCGCUCUCGACUGUCGCCGGUGACCAGGGCUCCAAUGUACGCGGUCCCCCGGCCCAGGGAUCCCUAUGCAGAGAGGAUGCCUCCCCCGCCUCCACCUCGCUACGCAGGCUAUUAGAGGGGCCCGAGUGUAACACAAGGUUUUAGAAUAUGACAAGGUCGUCGUCGUCUGCUGAUGCACGUGGCGCUAUACACCCAGCACGUCUAUGGCGGAUCGCGUUGCGUUCGCCUGAGGCUAACAGGAAGAUAUUGCGGACGGCCUCGUAUUUAAAAACACACGACUCCAUCUCUACGGUUUUCAAGAACUUUGUGUUCCUCAACUUGUUUUCUCUCUUCCGAUGUUCUGUAGGUGUUUAUCAGAACCGAUACUGAGACUGUUUGGAGUGUGACGCAUUAGUCGAUGGCUGAGAACCAUACUCUGUUCAGACCUUUUAUAAUAGCCUCUGGGAAACUCUAUUUUCAUAACAAGGGAUUGCCUUUAAAUCCAAAUCUGUGGAUUCGUUUAAGUUUAAGCUUGUUGGUUGAUUUAAAAAAAAUGUUCAGUAAUUUAAAAAUCAGUUAAGGAGUGCUUUAAUAUAAUACCUAGUGUGGGUGGCUGUCCAAAAAUCUUCCAAAUUGCGACACUUGUUGGAAGGACCUCAAAAGUUCAGUGUGUUAUUUUUUUUUUUCUUGUUACACUUUGUUAAAUUUGAUUUUGCGGAACUAUGAUCUGUAGGCCCACUCUGUGUGAAUUGUAUUUACCUUUCCAAGUGGCUUUUUAUUUCAAGGCUUUUAAUAAACAAAUGAAACCAAA